Molecule: messenger RNA, 1346 nt
Organism: Prorocentrum cordatum
Lineage: Eukaryota; Dinophyceae; Prorocentrales; Prorocentraceae
Source: the annotation of a GenBank genome assembly
AUGCCCCUCUGUUUCGCGGAGGUGGUCCAGCUGAUGAGGCCGUGCUCGAGUGGUUGGGGGGGCCCGUCCAAGCGCCGCGGCAAGUCGUCGACGGUCGACGCGAAGGGCGCCCCGAAGCAUGAUGCCUCGCGGUACCGCGCGGAGUUGGCAACGCCGUCGCGGCGCACAUUCCUAGGCUUUCAACAAUCCUUGCGCGGGGGUCUGGUGCUGGCCCAGCGCCGCGGCGCGAACGUCGGGCUCAUUGGCGCUGCCUACCACAGCGGGUUCGACGAGGCCCUUUUGCAUUUUAAGUUGAACGGCGAACCGGCUUCCCAGGCGCAGCGCAGAGCAAUGUCACGCUGGGCGCCAGGGAGAAAUACUGGCGAUGUGGUCGCCAAGGUGUUCCAGACGCAGUCCGAGCGCGGUUGUCUCAUUGCUGUUCCGCCGCGCGACGAUUCGGAUGGGCUUGAUCUUCAUUGCAUCUUGCUCGGGCGCACGCUCCGCGAGUGCCGGCGGGGGGGCGCUGCGGCCGAUCGGCCGCCGCCGCUGCUGCUGCAGCUCGACGCGCCGCAGCCCGACGUGGACUCGAUUCUUGGCGCGCCCAUUCCCUGCGCGUCGCCCGCCCUGGCGCCGCGCUCGAUCCGCGCAGUUGCCGCGCUGAGUUCGCAUGCCUCGCUGUUUCGCGAAAGGGGUCCAGCCGAUGAGGCCGUGCUCGAGUGGCUGGGGGCCCCCCCGUCCAAGCGCCGCGGCAAGUCGUCGGCGGUCAACGCGAAGGGCGCCCCGAAGCAUGAUGCCUCGCGGCGCGGCGCGGAGUUGGCAACGCCGUUGCGGCGCACAUCCCGAGGCGUUCGACGAUCCUUGUGCGGGGGUCUGGCGUCGGUCAGGUGCCGCGGCGCGAACGUCGGGUUCAUUGACACUGUCUACCACAGCGGGUUCGACGAGACCAUUUUACUCUUGAAGUUGGAAGGCGAGCCAGCUUCCCAGACGCAGCGCAGAGCAAUGUCACGCUGGGCGCCAGGGAGAAAUACUGGCGAUGUGGUCGCCAAGGUGUUCCAGACGCAGUCCGAGCGCGGUUGUCUCAUUGUUGUUCCGCCGCGCGACGAUUCGGACGGGCUUGAUCUUCAUUGCAUCUUGCUCGGGCGCACGCUCCGCGAGUGCCGGCGGGGGGGCGCUGCGGCCGAUCGGCCGCCGCCGCUGCUGCUGCAGCUCGACGCGCCGCAGCCCGACGUGGACUCGAUUCUUGGCGCGCGCAUUCCCUGCGCGUCGCCCGCCCUGGCGCCGCGCUCGAUCCGCGCAGUUGCCGCGCUGAGUUCGCAUGCCUCGCUGUUUCGCGAAAGGGGUCCAGCCGAUCAGGCCGUGCUCGAGCG